Molecule: messenger RNA, 237 nt
Organism: Achroia grisella
Lineage: Eukaryota; Metazoa; Arthropoda; Insecta; Lepidoptera; Pyralidae
Exons: 4
Source: RefSeq, a predicted model, not a curated record
AUGUCUACAUUGACGUGCCAUAUUCCAAAUUAUGCAGUAACACCAUCUAACAAAAUAGAUCAAUUCUGCAGCUUAGCAGAUACCUGUGUUCACGAUACCAUUCCUAUAUGCGGGAGAAUGGGGGAUGAGAAACGCACUUUCAUGGAUAUUUGUGAUAUGCUCGAGUUUGCCUGUGAUACUAAUCAAGUGUUUACGCAUAUUGAUGACACCGAUGGAUGUCCGCAACUUAAAAAAUGA